AUGCCUGUUAAUUUUUCGAACAGUGAAACGAAAAGGAUGAGGAUCGACUUACUUUUGUCUUACGUAAGAGUCUUCAACUUGGAUGCUGAGAAACAGAGGUUUAAUACGAGAUUGGAGAUCGAAAUGAUCUGGCGUGAUCCAAGGCUCGUUUGGGAUAAGACCGACUUUGGAGGCGUCGAUUCGAUUGUAACUACUGCGGAAAAGCUGUGGAUUCCUGACACGGUUGUGUCAAAUGCGAGAGUCUUGGACGAGGUGAGCGGGAUCGCUGCUCAAGGUGCUCAGAUCUACAGCAAUGGCUCAAUAUUUCUCACAACCGCCUACUAUUCCGAGACGGCUUGCUCAAUAAAUGCUAACAAGUUCCCAUUCGACAAGCAGAACUGCAGCUUACCGAUUCUCUCUCUUUCCAUGCAACCG
Molecule: messenger RNA, 414 nt
Organism: Mesorhabditis belari
Lineage: Eukaryota; Metazoa; Nematoda; Chromadorea; Rhabditida; Rhabditidae
Source: the annotation of a GenBank genome assembly